This is a messenger RNA of Nasonia vitripennis (jewel wasp), 1655 nucleotides long. Its product is annotated as aldo-keto reductase family 1 member A1. Gene Ontology annotation, molecular function: aldose reductase (NADPH) activity. NCBI's taxonomy places the organism in Eukaryota, Metazoa, Arthropoda, Insecta, Hymenoptera, Pteromalidae. Gene Ontology annotation, cellular component: cytosol. Bases 406 to 1386 code for a protein of 326 amino acids. The transcript has 4 exons. The record is from RefSeq and is a predicted model, not a curated record.
AGUUAAUCGUAAAAACAGCUCGGCUGCGUAAUAAUAUACUAGCCGCGCAGCCUUGAGUCGUCGCCGUGCCUAUACAGAAAUGCAGAACAUAAUUACACUUGCGCGUGCAUACCGCCGCGUAUGGUAUAGCAGUAUAUAGUUAUACGAAACAUGCGCUGCCCAUCAGAACGACAAAUCCGUCCUCACGCGACGGAAAAAAAAAAAAAAAAAAAUAGCGGCUAGUCAAAUAGUACUUAUGUACGAUUCUAACGGAUCCAGCGAUACGCGCGGGUGAAAGUCCUGAGCCAGGAGUAGGGGACGUCCCGCGGGCGCAGCGCGUCGAGCAUUAUAUCCGUGAGCUGGCGCGGACAUUCCGGGAGUGACGCUCGAAGCGCUUAGACCGAGAGGACUUUAUCGAGGAGAAGAAUGAGCUCAGUGGCCAACGACGGCGUCGCUCUGCCGACGGGACAGCGAGUGCCGAUCGUCGGGUUCGGCACCUGGCAGGCAUCGGAAGAAGAGGUAGCGGCUGCUGUAGAGAAUGCCUUGGAAGCUGGAUACAGGCACAUUGAUGCAGCACCAGUAUAUCUCAAUGAACACGUUAUUGGAAAAGUUUUGAAAAAAUGGCUUGAUUCUGGUAAAGUCAAGAGAGAGGAACUUUUCAUAGUAACAAAGGUGCCACCGAGUGGAAAUAGGCCUGAGAGAGUGGAAAAGUAUUUAAAAAAGUCUUUGAAAGAUUUACAACUGGAUUACUUGGAUCUCUAUCUGAUUCAUGUUCCAUUUGCAUUUGUGGAGGAAGAAGGCAACUUGUUUCCAAAGCACGAAAAUGGUGAACUCAAAAUUGAUCACAAUACUGACCACAUCGCCGUGUGGGCAGAAAUGGAGAAGCAGGUUGUCAAUGGCCUGACCAAAGCCAUCGGCUUGUCUAACUUCAAUACCAAACAAAUUGACAGAGUAUUAAACUCUGCCAAGGUGCCUGUUGCUACAUUGCAGAUUGAACUGCAUUUGUAUUUCCAGCAAAAAGAAAUGGUUGAAUACUGUAAAAACAAAGGUAUUCCAAUCACUGCAUAUUCUCCUCUUGGAACAAGGGGAUUAGUAAAGUCGUUGGGAAAAGAUGGCGCGGUCCCAGAUUUGUUGGAGAAUCCAACUGUCUUACAAAUAGCUAAGAAGCACAAUAAGACACCAGCACAGAUUGCGCUUAAGCAUACUAUUCAAAAAGGAAUUAUCGUUAUUCCCAAGAGUACAACUCCUCAACGCAUCAGAGACAAUAUUCAGUUAUUCGGUUGGCAACUCGAUGAUGUAGACGUAAAAGCAUUGAAUGCAUUAGAUCAAGGAGAGAAAGCACGUAUCUGUGAUUUCUCAUUUUUACCAGGAACAGAGAAGCAUCCCGAAUUCCCCUUCAAACAAUAACUUUCAGUACAUCGUCAACUUAGCAAACUGAUUCACAUAUAGAGUAUGUAUUUAACCUCAAAACUAUUGUGUGAAACUGUUGUUUUAUUUAUGAAAAUCUUGAGUAUUUAUUAUUGAUAAUUGAAUUGUCAACUGUUGAAAUUAUGAGAGCUUUGUUAUUUACAUUUGGUUUUUGCUAUUUCUAUAAAAAAACUGUUAGCAAAUUUUAUGUAUAAUUACAGUGUUCGCUUGGAAUCUAUUAAAAUAAAUGAACAUUUGUUAAAAAAGGC